AUGGGACAAGGCUUCUCUCUCACGUCCCUUUCCGCGGGGUCUGCAGGCAUAGAUGUGCCAGAGCUUGCAGAUCUCGUGUAUGAAAAAUCUAUGGGAACUGCCAGGUUUAUGAAGAGCAUUCGAGCGCGGCAUCAAGACGGAGUCGUGCUUGUCAAAGUCAUUGUUAAGCCAUAUACCAUGCGCUUGGAGAAGUACAAGCGCAUGAUAAUUAAGGAGAGAAAAGCUUUGGCAGAUGUCCCCAAUGCCCUUGCUUACCAGCGAAUCGUGGAGACCGAGACGAACGGAUUUCUCGUUCGACAGUACCUACAUAGCUCUCUAUACGAUCGCAUGAGCACACGUCCCUUCCUAGAAGAUAUCGAAAAGAAAUGGCUUGCUUUCCAGCUCCUCUGCGGCCUCCGCGAUUGUCAUGCUCGGGACAUAUUUCAUGGUGAUAUCAAGACGGAAAACACCUUGGUCACCUCUUGGAACUGGCUAUACAUGUCAGACUUCUCAUCAUCAUUCAAGCCUACGCAUUUGCCAGAAGAUAAUCCAGCCGACUUCUCCUAUUUCUUCGAUACUGCUGGACGAAGAACAUGUUACCUUGCACCGGAGCGGUUUCUAGCUGCGGAUGAGACCCUAGAUCCCAAGGCGCCGGUUACAUGGGCUAUGGAUGUGUUCAGUGCUGGCUGUGUGAUCGCGGAACUGUUUCUUGAGGCGCCUAUUUUCAACCUGAGCCAAUUGUACAAAUACCGAAAACGCGAAUACGACCCUGUUCUCACCCAUCUUAACCGCAUUGGGGACGAAAAUAUUCGAGAGAUGAUAAAACACAUGAUCUCACUCGACCCGGAAUCAAGAUAUUCUGCACAAAACUGUCUUGACAUUUUCAAGGACAUCAUCUUUCCGGAGUACUUUUACAGUUUCCUCCAUCAAUACAUGGGUCUAAUCACGGAUCCAUCAUCUGGAAGGGCACCCAUCUCUGGAGCUUCCGCAAAUCUGGGAGAGGCAGACGAGCGAAUAGACCGAAUAUACUUUGAUUUUGACAAGAUAUCAUAUUUUUUGGGCUACGGAAACGAAAAACAAGCCCCAAACACCCCCUCUCAAAAUAAGCCUGGCUUGGAGCUUUUCCCGGUCCAUCUCAAUAUUCCAAACAAUGAACAUCAAGCCUCCCUGACUAGCGGGAAAAAGCCAACAGAUGAUGGGACGCUCAUAUUCCUAGCUUUGGUUGUAUCUUCUCUUCGAAAUACUGCUCGAGCAUCCGCCAAAGUACGGGCCUGCGACAUCCUCUUGGCUUUCUCAGAGCGACUCACAGAUGAAGCAAAGCUUGACAGAGUCUUGCCUUACUUUGUUUCGCUUCUGAAUGACAAAGCGGAUAUUGUGAGGAUAGCGGCCAUUCGCUCGCUGACACAGCUUAUGGCUCUUGUAACUGUCGUAUCGCCUGUAAACGCCCAUGUAUUUCCCGAAUACAUUUUACCUCGUAUGAAUGCUUUUCUCCCAGGGUCACCUUCGGAACCUGGAUCUUUAGUUCGAGCAACAUAUGCUGCUUCCUUAGGUAGUCUGGCGAGUUCUGCCUCGCGAUUUCUCGACAUGGUGGCUACUUUAAGAGCUGAUGGAUCCCUUCCCACCGCGGACCCCGAGACAGAGGAUGGGACCAAUGGCGACGCUUCUUUUCAGGGACUCUUUGAUAACACCCGAGCAGAGCUCAUCGAAGUGUUUGAGAGCCACACAAAAGCUCUGAUCACUGAUAGUGACUCAGCUGUCAAAAGAGCCUUUCUCGGCUCUGUUCCUGAGCUUUGCAUGUUCUUCGGAACGGCGGAUUCGAACGAUAUCAUUCUCAGCCACUUGAACACAUAUCUCAACGACCGGAAUUGGAUGUUAAAAUGCGCAUUCUUUGAGACCAUCGUUGGAGUUGCCACUUUCCUCGGCGGUACCAGUCUGGAGGAGUUCAUUCUACCAUUAAUGGUUCAAGCUCUGACGGACACAGAGGAGUUUGUCGUACAAAGAGUCUUGCAUUCCUUUGUAAGUAUGGCAGAGUUGGGCCUCUUCCAACGAUCAAAGACCUGGGAACUCGUCGACAUCGUGGGCCGUUUCACGAUGCAUCCCAACAUUUGGAUUCGCGAGGCCGCUGCAAUGUUUCUUUCAGCUGCGACCUUAUGGUUGUCAGUUGCGGAUAAUCAUUGCAUCAUUCUGCCACUUAUAAGGCCAUAUUUGAAGACUUCCAUCGAAGAUUUUUCGGAAAUUGGAGUCCUCGACAAUCUGAAGAAACCUAUGUCUAGGGCAGUUCUUGACUUGUCAAUAACCUGGGCUUUGAAGGUCGACAGGGGAAUUUUUUGGAAGCCUGUAAAUCAACUCCGUACCUUCUCUUUUAAUUCAAACAGCUUGAUACCCUCUAUAUCUGCCAAAGAUCUUGGCCAUCACGCUCUCCAGAAAGUACCGAAAAAUGAAGAGGAUGAGCAAUGGUUAUCGAAACUUAGGAACAUGGGCCUUGGCCAUGAAGAUGACUUCAAACUCCUUUGCCUAAGAGAAUACAUAUGGCGUCUGGCUCCCUCCAAAGCCCGCGACGCUUCUCGACACGCAACUUACCUUAAUAGUGUUAUCAAUCUUCGCAGUAUUGGCAUUACCCCCCAAACUGUCAUGUUUGACGAUCAGCAGGCCAUGGAGGAGCCAAAACCCCAAGCUAAGAAGGCUUUACAAGGGAAUGACCAGGCACCGCAUACCAUCGCAGACGCUUUGCUCGAUGCAUCGAUGACAAUUGAUGAUUCUAUCGCUAAAAGACGGCGCUCUGCAUACAACAGCCACAAGACCCGAGUGAACACUCCAGGUGGGACUUCACCAGUCGCUUCUAAUGGGCGCGAUUCUCAAUCACCCACGUCAGAAUCUCCUGUUCCAUCUUCAAGCCCUCGAGAAUUGGAUAUCCCGGGAGCAGCAGCAGGUUCUCGGAGACAGUCAACCUUAAAUGGCACGGCUAAGAAUAGCGACGAUGAAGGGGCUUCACUGCCUGACACUACAUUGAGCGCGAAUUCUAGGGAACUCGUUCGCGGAAUGAAGCAUCGACCUAGUGCGAUGAACCUGAUGAGUCGCAAAGACACAAUUAAGUCUAUAGCUGAGACUAGUACAACUUCAACCAACGCAUUUGGCAAGGUAGAAGGGCCAUUCUCGCAUCCGGGAGCAGAAUCUUCCGCCUUAGCAUUAGCAAAAGAAAAGGAAACGGCCGCCAAAGACACGAUUAGGUUCAGAGGCGCUCAUACUUACGCUGGUAAUGAUCCCAGUAUACUGAAAAUGCUGGAUGCGAUGUAUGUGGACAACUAUCCAAAUGACGUCGCAGCGUUUGGGCCAAUGAUCAUACCAUCUAGUCGGCGGAAAGGGAUCAACAAGAGCAGUAGUCAGUCUUCGGAUCGACCGUGGAAGCCUGAAGGGAUUCUUGUUGCCACAUUCUCUGAGCACGUUGGGCCUCUGCGCCAUAUAGCAGUUGCCCCUGACCACGUCUUCUUCCUCACUGGAGGUGACGACGGUUGUGUAAAGGUCUGGGAUACGGGGAGACUUGAGCGCAACAUAACCCACCGAUCUCGCCAGACUCACAAGCAUGCCAGCGAUGCGAAAAUCACUGCUUUAUGUUUCGUCGAACAUACCCACUCUUUUGUUAGCUGUGCAAGUGAUGGCACCAUCAACGUAGUUCGGGUCGAUUGUAUCCAAACCGGCGGCUCGAUGCGAUACGGUAAGCUCCGAUUGCUGCGAGAGUAUCAGCUGCCUAAAGGUGAAAUGGCUGUAUGGUCAGAUCACUUCAAGAUCGAGACAAGUUCUACCUUACUCAUCUGCACAAAUCGAUCUCGAGUGCUGGCAAUAGAUCUACGGACCAUGGAAGUUAUCUAUACCUUGGACAACCCAGUGCAUCAUGGAACCCCGACAUGCUUUGUUAUUGACAAAAAGCGACAAUGGCUAUUGCUAGGAACGUCUCAUGGUGUUCUCGACCUUUGGGACCUGCGCUUUAAAGUCCGCCUAAAGGGUUGGGGCAUUCCAGGUGCUACGUCUAUCUACCGCUUGUCUAUACAUCCUACCAGAGGUCGAGGGAGAUGGGUAUGUGUUGCUGGUGGCAGCGGACAAGGAGAAGUCUCUGUCUGGGAUAUUGAGAAGACUCAAUGUAGAGAGGUUUAUCGUGCUGGGGGAAGUCGAGAUGGGCCAAAAACCUACGAUCCUUGGCCAGUUGACGAAGACCGUCCGGAGGGCAUGUUGGGACGUUUUGCAACAGCUUUAGAACCUACCGGUUCAAGCAGCUCUGAUUGUGGGAUACGUGCCAUGCUAGCGGGGACGGACAAUUACGAUGAUUCGCGUGAGUCAAAGCAUGGGUUCCUCAUUACAGGAGGGUCGGAUAAAAAGAUCCGAUUUUGGGAUCUUUCCCGUGUGGAGAAUUCGAUGGUGGUCAGUGGGCUAGAUGCUGAAGAGCUGAAGCCAUCAUUUACUGCUGCACACCCAACAGCUUCUCUAACACUGAACACUGAGCGUAUCCCACGACCAGGCCCGACCGCACCCAAUGCUGCAGCUGGCUCUCGAACUUCAGGUACCAGCAAAGUGUCUAGUACGAAACCUCCGAGAUCUACUGUGAUAUCCCUUCAACAGCAACAGUUGCUGAGAACACAUUUGGAUUCCAUUCUCGACAUUGCUUUGUUAGAAUUGCCUUAUGGAAUGCUUGUUUCAGUUGAUAGAUCAGGCGUUGUAUUUAUAUUCCAGUAG
Lachnellula hyalina is the source of this 4704-nucleotide messenger RNA. RefSeq names its product Serine/threonine-protein kinase (gene ppk19). Bases 1 to 4704 code for a protein of 1567 amino acids. Gene Ontology annotation, biological process: autophagy of peroxisome; protein phosphorylation; protein targeting to vacuole. Gene Ontology annotation, molecular function: protein binding; ATP binding; protein serine/threonine kinase activity. The record is from RefSeq and is a predicted model, not a curated record. Lineage: Eukaryota; Fungi; Ascomycota; Leotiomycetes; Helotiales; Lachnaceae. Gene Ontology annotation, cellular component: late endosome; nucleus-vacuole junction; phosphatidylinositol 3-kinase complex, class III, type II. The transcript has 2 exons.